AACAGAAGACGUCUCCGCUGACGUAUUUUAAAGCGACAGCAACAAGUAGCAGCUGCCUCGUUUUCUCUAUGAAUCUGGACUGAUUGUUGGCUUUCAGCGUCCCCUCAGCACAGUCUCCCACCACUGAAACACUACAGAGGACUAACAUGGCCAAUGCAGAGGGCAGUAAACUGUGGGGAGGUCGUUUCGUGGGAGACACUGAUCCUAUCAUGGAGAAGUUCAAUGCAUCCAUCGCUUAUGACCAGAGGAUGUGGGAUGCUGACAUCCGAGGGAGCAAGGCUUAUGUUAAAGCUCUGGAAAAGGCAAAGUUGGUCAGCACGGAGGAGAUGGAGCAAAUCUUACAUGGGAUGGAUCAGAUUUCUGAUGAGUGGUCCAAAGGGGUUUUUGUCAUCAGGCCCGGGGAUGAAGACAUUCAUACUGCCAAUGAGCGCAGGCUAAAGGAACUGAUUGGUGCACCUGCAGGGAAGCUCCACACUGGCAGAAGCAGAAACGAUCAGGUGGUGACUGACAUGAGGCUGUGGCUGCGAGAUGCCAUCACGACGCUGACAGACAACGCCCUGCAGCUGAUAUCCUCCAUGGUGGAGCGGGCGGCGGCGGAGAUCGACGUCCUCUUUCCGGGUUACACCCACAUGCAGAGGGCUCAGCCGAUCAGGUGGAGCCACUGGAUUCUAAGUCACGCCGUUGCUCUGUGCAGAGACGUGGACCGACUUCUGGAGAUGAAGAGAAGAGUGAACGUCCUGCCUCUUGGCAGUGGUGCCAUCGCUGGGACACCUCUUGAUAUUGACAGGGAGCUUCUGCGGCAAGAGUUGGCUUUUGACAGCAUCAGUCUGAACAGCAUGGACGCCACAGGCCAAAGAGACUUUGUUGUGGAGUUCUUGUUCUGGGCCUCGUUGUGUUUGACUCACCUGAGUAAGAUGGCUGAGGACCUGAUGCUGUACAGCACAAAAGAGUUCUCCUUCAUCACGCUCUCUGACGCCUACAGCACAGGCAGCAGUCUGAUGCCCCAGAAGAAGAAUGCCGACAGUCUGGAGCUGAUCAGGAGCAAAGCAGGUCGUGUCUUUGGCAGAUGUGCAGGGUUCAUGAUGACAAUGAAGGGUUUGCCAAGCACCUACAACAAAGACCUGCAGGAGGAUAAGGAGGCCAUGUUUGACUGCUACGACACUGUCCAGGCUGUUCUGCAGGUUACUACUGGUGUCAUGUCAACUCUCAAGAUCGACCAGACUGUGAUGGAAGCUGCCCUCAGUCCCGACAUGUUGGCUACUGAUCUGGCCUAUUACCUUGUCAGAAAGGGAAUGCCGUUCAGAGAGGCCCACGGUGUUUCUGGUAAAGCUGUGUUUACAGCUGAAUCCAAAAAUAUCGCACUGAAUCAACUCACUGUGGAGGACCUGAGCGCUGUCAGCCCCCUGUUUGGAAGUGACAUAUCCUCAGUGUGGGACUACAGGAGCAGUGUGGAGCAGUAUAGCGCCCCUGGUGGCACAGCUAAGAGUAGCGUCGCUGCGCAGGUGGAACACCUGAGGAACUGGCUGAAGAAACAGGCACAGUGACGUCCAUCCGGUUACACCUUGAAGCAGGUUUACUGCCAACUUUGAGUUUAGCGUGAACCGUCAGACAGAGGUCAAAGUGAAUCAUUUACAACUUAAAAGCCAAAUUGCCUUUCAAACGUUCUACUCCCGUGUCCUUAAGUACAUUUGAUACACGAGUCGGAUGGUAUAUAGGCCGACCUACGAUGUUUCGAUCAUGUACAAGUGUUGGAAAUGGCUAAAUAUAGCAGACCCAAAAAAUUAAUAAACAGUAUUGUUGCAGCCUAAUUUGUUAAGGCUGACUGAUUUCCACCACAAAA
Messenger RNA from Mugil cephalus (flathead mullet), 1840 nucleotides. RefSeq names its product argininosuccinate lyase (gene asl). The transcript is spliced from 16 exons. Gene Ontology annotation, molecular function: argininosuccinate lyase activity. The coding region runs from base 147 to 1544 and encodes 465 amino acids. Lineage: Eukaryota; Metazoa; Chordata; Actinopteri; Mugiliformes; Mugilidae. The record is from RefSeq and is a predicted model, not a curated record. Gene Ontology annotation, cellular component: cytosol.